UACGUGUGGCUCGCCGGCUUCUACGUCUUUUUCCACGUCUGGAUGAACCUGCUCGCCGAGCUGCUCCGCUUUGGUGAUCGGCUCUUCUACAAGGCGUGGUGGAACGCCGUCACCUUCGAGGCGUACUGGAGGCUGUGGAAUUUGCCGGUGCACCACUGGAUCGCGCGGCACGUCUACUUCCCCGCCCUGCGGAAGCGGCUCUCCAAGGCCGCGGUCGGCUUCAUCGCCUUCACCGUCUCGGCCGUCUUCCACGAGCUCGUCAUCGCCCUCCCCCUCAAGUCGGGCCACAUGCCCCUCGCCUUCCUCGCGAUGAUGGCGCAGGUGCCGCUCGUCGCCGUGUCGGCCGCAAUCAACGCUCGCGUGGCGGGAACUCCUUUCGCGCAGCUCGGCAACUACCUCUUCUGGAUUGCCUUCUGCUUCCUUGGACAGCCGGCCGCGGUGCUGCUCUACUACGUGCACUGCACCGGCGUCCUUUACCAGUGA
Molecule: messenger RNA, 483 nt
Organism: Emiliania huxleyi CCMP1516
Lineage: Eukaryota; Haptophyta; Isochrysidales; Noelaerhabdaceae
Exons: 1
Biological process (GO): triglyceride biosynthetic process
Cellular component (GO): endoplasmic reticulum membrane
Molecular function (GO): diacylglycerol O-acyltransferase activity
Source: RefSeq, a predicted model, not a curated record